AUACUAAUAAAAUAAAGCAAAAUGUGGUUAUCAUCUCCAUUACGUAUUCACGCUAUGCAGACCUCCCCUCGCUUUCCUCUAUUCACAAUCUGUAUCGAACACCGCCACCAUCGUUACCUCGCCUUCCGUCUUCCGUCUUCCGUCGGCGCUGCUACCGCAUUGAAUCACCACUUUCUCCUUCGUUCACUACAGUACCGUGCUCCAAAGUUUGAAGCCCUAGUUUCCCCAAUUGAAGCUUCGAUUAGGUAAUCACUUCCCCAAAAUUUGAUUAAGGUGUGAUUAGGGCUCGAAAACCUCAAUUGGAGCUUAAUUCCUCGCAUUUGAUUCUGUGUUCAUCAUUACUAAAUGUCGAAAGACUUUCAGAUCUAUUGCAAUAUUAGUCUAUAGUUGAUGCAGAGUGGAAUAUCAUUUAUGAUAAGUUGGAUAAAUGUGUGAAGACUGGUGCCAACUGCCUAGAUUGUACUUUCUCGUCUUGCUAUUGGUGAAGUUGAAUAUGGGAGUUGCAAAAAAAAGUAAUGGCAUGGAGGAGGCAACACUUGAGAUUGGAAUGGAAUAUAUAAUUGUCUCUGGAGUGAACAUGGAAACUGCACAAUUCUUCAAACGUGAUUUUGAGGAAAACGGAUCAAUGGAGAGAGUGACUCUUUUUUUGAGCUUGGCCAAUAAUCCUACAAUUAAGCUUAUCAUUACUCCACGUAUUGCUCUUACCACAGCCGAAUAUUUGGCGUAUGAAUGCGGGAAACAGAGUUCCUAUGUUGAUGCCCUUCGAGAGGUCUCUGCCGCUAGAGAGGAAGUACCUGGUAGGCGAGGGUAUCCUGGGUAUAUGUAUACGGAUUUGGCAACAAUAUACGAGCGUGCUAGGCGUAUUGAAGGCAGAAAAGGAUCCAUCACUCAACAAUAUACAGAUUUGGCCCUUCAAGCUCUUUCCAUACAAUAUGGGGUAUUCCAGUCAAUUCACAGUUACCGGAAAGAAAAGCAUGAAAGAUGGCUUAAACCCAUUCUACGCCGCCUACAGACCAAGGGAGAAAGCUCACAGACUUCAUACAAGAAGGAUGUAAAGAAGAGAAAACAAUGUCCAAUCAUUUGAAAAGCUUCUUAAUCUUACAUUUUAUUUGUCAAUCAAGUGAGACGCAAUCUUGAUCAAGCCAAAAACUUACUAGAAGCUUUAAUCAAGAGAAAGGAGGAAAAGAGAGAUGUUUUACCUUUUGAGAAUCAUCGUUCACAGAAGAACCUCAUCCCUUUCAACUUUAAGCUUUCACCUAUAUGUGUGUGGUUGGUUACACACAAGUUUACCCUUGGAAGCAAUUGAAUUUACUUUUAAUCCACAUUGAUCUUUAUAUGUUUGUUUUUUGAAAUAUUGGAUAAAAUAUAUGGAUUUUGUUUUUUAAAAAUGACAUUUAAUUUUCAUAUUAUAAUUGUGACGAUUUAAUUGGUUA
Messenger RNA from Lactuca sativa (garden lettuce), 1433 nucleotides. RefSeq lists its product as uncharacterized. The record is from RefSeq and is a predicted model, not a curated record. Gene Ontology annotation, molecular function: proton-transporting ATPase activity, rotational mechanism; ATP binding. Lineage: Eukaryota; Viridiplantae; Streptophyta; Magnoliopsida; Asterales; Asteraceae. Gene Ontology annotation, biological process: vacuolar acidification.